AUUGGAACAAAAAGCUGAACGACUGAAGUAAGUUAUCUCAGAAGAUGCCUGGUGGAAAUCAGCAGAUACAAGUAUUAUUAGUGAUAAGAGACACUAAAGUUUGAGUCACAAAUGUGUGAGUUUUAACACACAUUUUGGAGACUUUUCUUCUUACAUUCAGCUAAUUUUUUAAAAUAUUCUUUAUAGAAUAUAAAUAUAAACAAUUUGACUAAUACGUUUCAUGUACAAAACAUAUUGCACUACUGAAGUCUCAUAUUGCAUUUUGAACUUAUUUGGUCAACCUUGUCUUUCAACGCAAGUUGGUCAGGUCAAGGUAAAUGGCCUGAAUUGAACUCAGUCUGCAGGUUAAAUCAUUGGCUAUGAGGAAUUGAAGAAAUGCUGAAAAGCUAUUUGAAAGAGAAAUAAAAAGGUCAAAAUAUUACGAGAAAAUGUAAAAUGACAAAUACAUGCAAAUAAGAACUCUACAAAACUUGCUAAAAUUGUUUGUUGGUGUUUUAUGGUCAUUCCAUAAAUAGUUGCACGUUUUUAAUUGUAGUUUAUUCGUUUAUUUCCUGGCUUACUUUAAUCAACACGUUUACAUAAGUUAUUUCUGCAUAUAUUAUGCAAUUUAUGUGUUACAGUUUGUCAGUUGUCGUCACAGUAUUGCUUUGGAAAUGGAGAAAAAAGUUCGUUCUUAAUCUGUAGCUUUGCUCUGUCCACCAGUAGAUGGCGCACCAUUUACUUUAACGGCGGAGGAUUAAUGAUUAAUACGUGAUUAAAUAUUUUCUUCGUUGCCAAAAUAGUAAACUUUCGUGUCUUUUGUUGAAAACAAACAAACAAACAAAUAAUAAAAACCCAGAAGAUUCGUUUCAUUAUUUUUUAAUGUAUGUUUGCACGUAUAAUUCAGCCUCCAGCCCUGACUGAGCUCAGGAAAACAGCCCCUGUCUGCUUCUCUCCACAUCACUGUGGAGAAUCAACGGAGAGGGAGAGCAGCUGGACUCCGACAUGGCUAAAGAAGGAGUAGAUAUGACAGAAGAAACCGAGUAUAUGAUAGACAGACAUGCAGGUAAAGAGGCGGUGAACGUGGAAUCUCCUUCCAACGCCAAAGAAAUGCGAGCGGUGGUCCUGGCAGGUUUCGGAGGUCUGAACAAACUCCGGGUUACCAAGAAGGCAAUGCCCGAGCCCCAGGAUGGUGAAGUGAAGAUCCGCGUCAAAGCAUGUGGCUUGAAUUUCCUGGAUUUGAUGGUACGUCAGGGGAAUAUUGAUAAUCCUCCAAAAACUCCCCUUGUUCCUGGAUUUGAGUGCUGUGGAAUAGUGGAGUCUGUGGCUGAAAACACACAGGGAUUUGAGAUAGGUGACAGAGUUAUGGCGUUUAUGAACUACAAUGCCUGGGCCGAGGUGGUUUGCACACCAGUGGAUUUUGUUUACAAGAUGCCAGACGAUAUGACGUUUACCGAGGCAGCAGCGUUCUCCCUGAACUUUGUGGCUGCGUAUAUGAUGCUCUUUGAAGUUGCCAGUCUGCAGGAAGGAAUGUCGGUGCUGGUCCACUCAGCUGGGGGUGCAGUGGGACAAGCAGUGGCUCAAUUGUGCUCCACUGUACCUAAUGUAACCGUGUUUGGGAUCGCCUCCUGCUUCAAGCACACAUCCAUCAAAGACUCUGUGACACACCUUUUUGACAGAAACGCCGACUACAUACAAGAAGUGAAAAAGAUCUCUCCAGAUGGAGUUGACAUUGUGCUGGACUGCCUGUGUGGAGAAAACACAGGGAAAAGCCUCAGUCUCCUGAAGCCACUGGGAACCUACAUCCUAUAUGGUGCGUCAAAUAUGGUAACUGGUGAAACAAAGAGCUUCUUCAGCUUUGCAAAAUCUUGGUGGCAGGUGGAAAAGGUGAAUCCAAUUAAACUUUAUGAGGAGAACAAAGUCAUAGCGGGAUUCUCUCUCCUCAACCUUCUCUUCAAACAAGGAGGAUGUAAUCUCGUAAAAUCAGCAAUGGACAAACUCUUGAGUCUAUAUGAACAGAAGAAGAUCAGGCCUGUCGUGGACUCGCUGUGGGCGCUGGAGGAGGUGAAAGAGGCUAUGCAGAGAAUUCAUGACAGAGGCAACAUUGGAAAACUUAUUCUGGACGUUGAGAAGUCUCCGACCCCUUUGAUGGCCAACGACAGCACAGAGACCAGUGAAGCAGGAGAGGAAGAGGAGGAGCCCGAAGGAGAUAAUGACAGCAAGGAGCGUAUGCCUUUCAUUCAUUAGAGUCGAUGAGAGCCGGUACUGCUCACCUACAGACUGCAUAGAUUCACCACAGAGGAACUCAACCAGUGUGUAUAUAUGUCUGCAUGUUCUGUGUGCAUGUAUGCAUAAAUGUGUGGACGUCUUUGUGCUUUUCUCUCUGUUAUCUAUUACUUGUUAGUAGAUUUGGAAAAGAAGAAAUAUGACCUGUUUGUCUUUGGAGCAAUUCUACUACAGUAACUUACUCUAUAUUGAUGUAAUGUCAGUAUUUCUGUGUGUUUUAUAAAUUAUAAAUUAUCUGCCUACAGUACGCUAAAUUAGCAAGUUUGGGAAAGCAUACAAACUUGCUGAAGCAGUCAUAUUGAUGCUUAGCACAGCAUUUUUGUUAACAAUAAAACAAUUUGAAGUUGA
Poecilia reticulata (guppy) is the source of this 2613-nucleotide messenger RNA. It is a transcript of the gene vat1l, whose product is annotated as vesicle amine transport 1-like. Gene Ontology annotation, molecular function: oxidoreductase activity. Lineage: Eukaryota; Metazoa; Chordata; Actinopteri; Cyprinodontiformes; Poeciliidae. The record is from RefSeq and is a predicted model, not a curated record.